Molecule: messenger RNA, 2007 nt
Organism: Rhinolophus ferrumequinum (greater horseshoe bat)
Lineage: Eukaryota; Metazoa; Chordata; Mammalia; Chiroptera; Rhinolophidae
Gene: CPN2
Product: carboxypeptidase N subunit 2
Exons: 2
Coding region: 85-1722 (545 amino acids)
Molecular function (GO): protein binding
Source: RefSeq, a predicted model, not a curated record
UCAGCGCCAGGCUGCUGGGUCCACACGGACCACAGACCACACCAGACACCCUUCUACUCCCGAGGAAGAGCCAGGGCAGCGGAGAUGCUUCCCGGAGCCUGGCUGCACUGGGCCUGCCUCCUGCUCCUGCUCAGGCUUGCCCAGCCCUGCCCUGUGGGAUGUGACUGCUUCGUCCAGGAGGUGUUCUGCUCCAUCGAGGAGCUAGCCGCCAUCCCGCGGGACAUCCCUCCCCAUGCCACGAACAUCGUCUUCAUUGAGACCUCUUUCACCAUGGUGGAAGCCAGGGCCUUCAGCGGCAGCCCCAACCUGACCAAGGUGGUCCUCCUCAACACCCGGCUCUCCCACUGGGAGCCGGAUGCCUUUGGGGGGCUGCCCAGCCUCCAGGACCUGGAGAUCACCGGCAGCGCCUUUCCCAACAUCAGCGCCAACAUCUUCUCCAACCUGACCUCGCUGAGCAAGUUCACCCUCAACUUCAACAUGCUGGAGGCUCUUCCUGAGGGCCUCUUCCACCACAUGGGUGCCCUGGCGUCCCUCCAGCUACAGGGCAACCGGCUCCAGACCCUGCCUGGGAGGCUCUUCCAGCCUCUGAAACACCUGAAGACCCUCAACCUUGCUCAGAACCUCCUGGCCCAGCUGCCCGAGCAGCUCUUCGACCCCCUUGGCAGCCUGCAGACCCUGAGGCUGAGCAACAAUGCACUCACCAGCCUGCCUCAACGUGUGUUUGCUAAACUGGGGAGCCUGCAGGAGCUCUUCCUGGAUGGCAACUCCAUUUCUGACCUGCCCCCAGAAGUGUUCUCGCAGCUCUUCUGCCUGGAAAAGCUGUGGCUGCAACGCAACGCCAUUGUACACCUGCCGCCCUCUGUCUUCUCCUCCCUGGGCAACUUGACCUUCCUGAACUUGCAGGGGAAUGCACUGUGGGAGCUGCCCGCUGACCUCUUUGCCCAGACCAAAGGCCUGAUCAGCCUGUCCCUGUCCCACAACCGGCUGGAGACUGUCUCCGAGGGAACCUUUGCCAACUUGUCCAACCUCAGUUCCCUGACGCUCUCACACAAUGCCAUCACCCAGCUCCCAGCUGGCAUCUUCAGGGACCUCAAGGAGCUGAUCAAGCUCUACCUGGGCAGCAACAACCUGACAGCCCUGCACCCAGACGUCUUCCAGAACCUGUCCAAGCUUGAGCUGCUCAGCCUCUCCAGGAACCUCCUGACCACUCUUCCAGAGGGCAUCUUCGACACCAACUACAACCUGUUCAACCUUGCCCUGCAUGGCAACCCCUGGCAAUGUGACUGCCACCUGGCCUACCUCUUCAACUGGCUGCACGAGUACAACGACCGGCUCUUUAACAUCCAGACCUACUGUGCAGGCCCUGCUUACCUGAAGGGCCAGGUGGUGCCUGCCUUGAAAGAAGAGCAGCUGGUAUGCCCCGUCACCCGAGAUCUCUUGGGCUUCCAGGCCCCAAGGAUGGAGGACAGGGAGCCAGGGAGCAGCUGGGAUCUGAUUGCAGAGGAGAGGGCAGCCUGGAGCAGGUGCACCUACAGCAACCCUGAAGGCACUGUGGUGCUUGCGUGUGACAAGGCCCAGUGUCGCUGGCUGAGUGUCCAGCUGUCUCCUAGGCAGGGCUCCCAGGGACUGAUGUAUAAUGCCACUCAGGAGUGGAAACUGAAGUCCAGCUGCGGCUACAUGAAGGUCAUUGUGUCUAUCGAGGCUCAGGCAGGGGAGCCCUAGGUGCAGGGCAUACAGAGCCAGGAGCCUGGGCAGAUGGCCUCUGCGGCUUGACCAAGCAAGAGGCAGGGGCACAGGACAGGCCGAGGCUGGUUUUUGAGAUGCAAAGGAUGGAGGCACAAGUCUGAGGUAGAGGUGGCGAGGUCCACCACCCAGAGUCUCCUCCGUCUCGUCCUUCAUUACCUCAUCUCGGAGUCUGAGACCUAACAAAGCGUUCCUUAAGCUUUGCAAAGCACCCCGUAAAAGCUGCAUCAUGGUCCAGAGAAUAAAAUAAUGCUGCUCCCCUGA